AACUGUAAAGCAUGCAUAUCUUGCUGCUUAUCACAGUGGGACUGAUCGUCUUAAGCAGUGGGAUGAUAGCCGUGGAGUCAAGGCUGCAGGCCAACGCUGGCGAGCUCUUCACAUAUAAAAUCGAGCCGCAGUUGUUUAAUUGGACUCAUCAGGAAAUCAGCGAAAAGUUCCGCUACAGACCAUCGCUGCAGGGGUUUCCUGAUAUGCCCUCCUUUAUGCGAUAUAAAUAUAGUCAUGAAUACCACGCUGGUUUUCUUUACGGCACACCUCCUGCAUCCAUGGCUGGCAAACAGCUGAACCUAGACAUAGUGGCCAUGAACCGCCAGAACUAUGAGACACGCCAUAUAGUGCUCUCCAUAUUCGUGGCCCAUAAAUAUCCCACGCCCAAUGUGGUUCAGAUGAAAAUUGAUAAUCUCAAUUGGGUGCAUUUCAUGGACAAUGGUCGACUUAUGGACUUACGCAACAUCUUUCGCAACGACCUCUGGCCCGAGUCCACAGAUCUGUCCGUGGUUUUUAUGGAAUCUGCGGUCAACAUGGGCGGACGUUUGCCGCUCCGCCCUCAACAACGCGAGGGCGUGAUUGUGCACGUCGGAAGCUUAGCUCAGUUCUCAUCGCGUCUCAAGGAGCUGCAGGAGGAGGUGCGUCCGCUCUAUAAGCUGCCUUCGUGCACCUACAAGCGUACAUCGGUGCAGAAGAUCUUCGAGAAUGUCGGUUUUAAAUUGGACUGGUGUGCGUUUAAGAUGGUGGGCGUGGAGUCGCCCACAGAGAUAUUAUAUCACAACCAUGGCAGCGGAAAUGGGCAGCAGAACGAGCCCACUUAUAUUGAGCAGCUGCGUAACAACGAACGCUGGCUGGGGAUUGCUCGGGAGGAUGUGCCAGUGCGGAAUUAUAUUGAUGAGUUCGCGUUUGCUUUCGCCAUUCCUGGAAUGAUUUUUGCGGUGCUGGUUGGCAUGCUGUCGGCGGUGCUUUGUUUUCAGCACGAAAAGUUUUCCGAUCCACAUUCUGAGUUUUUCUUUAACAACAUUUUUCACAUUUGCGAAGAGUCAUGCGCCAAGGCGCAGCCUGAUUCCGAGCUUGAAGAUGAGUCCGAAAGCUCCCUGCACUUGGCAUAUCCAUCUACGCUGUCAACCGUUCAAAUGGUUCAGUGUUUUGACGCCAAGCCCACGCAGCCAGUUACAACGCUUAAGAGCUUAAAAGAUCCAAACUUCCUUUUAGACAAUGCCAGCGUACGGUCCCUCAGUCCCCUUAAUAGCUUUUACCAAACGGAUUGCGCCGCCGCCGGCGCUUAUGCUCGACCCAAGCCUCCACCAUAUAAGGGCGGAACUUUGGGGCGCAAUGGUGUGGAUAUUUGACAAACAUCGCCAAGAGUGCUCUAUUGUUGAAGGGAACGCUUUAAAAAAUCCAAGUCCGGUCAACAAUUACUGCCGCUGAACAAUUAAGGAAGCAUUGUCAUCGUACUAGUAUACAUAGCGGAUAUUUAACUAUUCAUAUCAAAU
Molecule: messenger RNA, 1496 nt
Organism: Scaptodrosophila lebanonensis
Lineage: Eukaryota; Metazoa; Arthropoda; Insecta; Diptera; Drosophilidae
Gene: Scgalpha
Product: epsilon-sarcoglycan
Exons: 5
Coding region: 12-1352 (446 amino acids)
Cellular component (GO): sarcoglycan complex; membrane
Molecular function (GO): calcium ion binding
Source: RefSeq, a predicted model, not a curated record